AUGCAUUGCAUUUUUCUAAGAAAAGCAAACGCUCAUUUGUUCUCGACCCGCCAAUAGUUGACUGACAAAUAAUCACAUGACAAAGAACCAGGUAGAGAGUUUGUGACCAGGUGUGAGCAUACGAUCUACGUAGAUGUUAGAACGCGUCUCAGUUAUGGAUUGCGACGUGGACUAUUUCGAAAGUGCCUGCCAAUACCAGGGACUGGAAUACACGCAAGAUCCACCAGCCUGCAUCUACGAUGGGAAUCCGCAGCCCCCUCUCCUCGGGUCGUGCUUGGGCGAUUUCAACCAGCAGAAUUUGACGGAUUUCACCCCCUACGGCAGUCCGGCAGAUCUGAACUCUUGCCACCUUCCCCAGGUGAAUUUUCUCAACGCCGAGUACGCGGAUAACCGUGAACCUCAGGGGCGCUACCCGUUCCCUUGGAUGAAAAAUACUAAAUCGCAUGCCUAUGCUUGGAGCGAUCAGUGGGCAGGAAACGGCCACCCGAUGGACGGGGAUGAAAGCAAAAGAACUCGAACGGCCUACAGCAGGGGUCAGCUGUUGGAACUGGAAAAAGAGUUCCACUUCAGCAAGUACAUCUCCAGGCCCCGGCGGGUGGAACUCGCCGCGUUGUUGAAUCUCACCGAGAGGCACGUCAAAAUCUGGUUCCAAAACAGGAGGAUGAAAUGGAAGAAGGAAGAAGCGAAAGGGCAAGUCAAGACCAUUACAAGCAAAGCAAAACGCACGCUAUGCGAAAACUAUGCGGGAGAGGAGUUUGAAAGGAGUUACUCCGAAAACUCAUUCAAUGACAAAUAA
Amblyraja radiata (thorny skate) is the source of this 796-nucleotide messenger RNA. Its product is annotated as pancreas/duodenum homeobox protein 1-like. Gene Ontology annotation, molecular function: DNA-binding transcription factor activity, RNA polymerase II-specific; RNA polymerase II cis-regulatory region sequence-specific DNA binding. The coding region runs from base 134 to 796 and encodes 220 amino acids. The transcript is spliced from 2 exons. Gene Ontology annotation, cellular component: nucleus. The record is from RefSeq and is a predicted model, not a curated record. Lineage: Eukaryota; Metazoa; Chordata; Chondrichthyes; Rajiformes; Rajidae. Gene Ontology annotation, biological process: regulation of transcription by RNA polymerase II.